AUGAGGGAUUCCACAAGACAAGAUUUACCUUUUCCACAAGCUGAUGUAACUCUGGACCCUGAUACAGCACAUCCUCAACUUGUCCUGUCUGAGGACAGGAAACAAGUGCGACAUGGAGACACAAAGCAGGAUCUCCCUGACAACCCAGGGAGAUUUUAUCGAGCUGUCAUUGUCUUGGGAAAAGAGCGGUUUUCUUCAAGGAGACAUUACUGGGAGGUGCAGGUUGGGGACAAGACUGACUGGACUUUAGGAGUGGCCAGAGAGUCCAUUGUCAGGAAGGAAGACAUUUCAUUGAGUCCUAAUAAUGGUCUUUGGACCAUCUGGCUGAGGAAUGGAAAUGAGUAUAAGACUCAUGCUGAUCCCUCUAUGUCCCUCAACCUGAGUGUGAAGCCCCAGGAGGUGGGGGUGUAUGUGGACUAUGAGGAGGGUCAGGUCUCCUUUUACAGUGUGGAGACCAGAUCUCAUAUCUACACUUUCACUGGAUAUAAAUUCACUGAGAAACUCUAUCCAUUCUUCAGCCCUUUUCUCAAUAACAACGGUACAAACUCAAGACCACUGAUCAUCACUUCUGUCAGUCCAACAGUAUGA
Messenger RNA from Scleropages formosus (Asian bonytongue), 588 nucleotides. RefSeq names its product zinc-binding protein A33-like. The record is from RefSeq and is a predicted model, not a curated record. Gene Ontology annotation, molecular function: protein binding. The coding region runs from base 1 to 588 and encodes 195 amino acids. The transcript is spliced from 2 exons. Lineage: Eukaryota; Metazoa; Chordata; Actinopteri; Osteoglossiformes; Osteoglossidae.